Messenger RNA from Piliocolobus tephrosceles (Ugandan red Colobus), 2891 nucleotides. It is a transcript of the gene SLC13A4, whose product is annotated as solute carrier family 13 member 4. The coding region runs from base 690 to 2573 and encodes 627 amino acids. The record is from RefSeq and is a predicted model, not a curated record. The transcript has 16 exons. Gene Ontology annotation, molecular function: transmembrane transporter activity. Gene Ontology annotation, cellular component: plasma membrane. Lineage: Eukaryota; Metazoa; Chordata; Mammalia; Primates; Cercopithecidae. Gene Ontology annotation, biological process: transmembrane transport.
CUGCUUUGGAGGCCCAGGCUCAAGGCAAAUUAUAAGUAGGGAACCAAUCUGAGGGAAAGACAUGUGAACAGCGUUAAGGUACCAGGUCCUGGGAGUGACCAGCAGCCCCACCUGAAGUCCGCCUGCAACUCUGACAAGUUCAGGUGCUUGUUUUAAGGAAAGGGGCUACUAGAUUCUUACCAACAGGGAGCCCAGGUAGGAGAUGAAACAAGGACUCCCCAGAAUAGGUCAUCAGAGGGAGGAAAACUGAUGGAGAGCACAAUAUGCUCUGAGCGUUUUUAAUGUUUUUAAGCUUUUAAAUGAUUUCUUCAAGGCCGAGCAGCAGCAGCAAAGGUGUGGUUUAAUGGAUUAAGAGGGUUUUUGCUGACACCUAGAAUGAAGUUACUCUAUCACUAAUCAAGCCGAGAGAAGGCCCACUAUGCCCCCGUUUAUCAUCCUUUCCCAGUUCCUUUUUGCUGGUCACAAAACGAUGCUCAUCAAUCCCACCUAAAGCAGGAGGCCGGGAGCCCAGCCUCUUGCAGAAACAGCGAGGGUAUAACUGCCCUCCAGUUCUGCCCCCAAGACGACGAGGACUCUUGGAAGCCAAGAAAGGUUUCAGAAGUCUUUCUGGAUAGAGAGCAGUGCCCAGGGAGGAAGCCCUUCGCCGGCAGAGCGAGGUCCGAGGACGAGCUGGGGAGGACAGAGGCGCGAUGGGCCUGCUGCAGGGCCUGCUCCGAGCCCGGAAGCUGCUGCUGGUCGUCUGCGUCCCGCUCCUGCUGCUGCCUCUGCCCGUCCUCCACCCCAGCAGCGAGGCCUCGUGUGCUUACGUGCUGAUCGUGACUGCUGUGUACUGGGUGUCGGAGGCAGUGCCUCUGGGAGCUGCAGCCCUGGUGCCGGCCUUCCUCUACCCGUUCUUCGGAGUCCUCCGAUCCAAUGAGGUGGCGGCGGAGUACUUCAAGAACACCACGCUGCUGCUGGUGGGGGUCAUCUGCGUGGCGGCUGCCGUGGAGAAGUGGAACCUGCAUAAGCGCAUCGCCCUGCGCAUGGUCUUGAUGGCGGGAGCCAAGCCGGGCAUGCUGCUGCUCUGCUUCAUGUGCUGUACCACGUUGCUGUCCAUGUGGCUGUCCAACACCUCCACCACCGCCAUGGUGAUGCCCAUCGUGGAGGCCGUGCUGCAGGAGCUGGUCAGUGCUGAGGACGAGCAGCUUGUGGCGGGCAACUCCAACACCGAAGAGGCCGAACCCAUCAGUCUGGAUGUAAAGAACAGCCAACCUUCUCUGGAACUCGUCUUUGUCAAUGAAGACAGGUCCACCGCAGACCUCACCACUCUGAUGCACAAUGAGAACCUGAAUGGUGUGCCUUCGAGCACCAACCCCAUCAAAACUGCAAACCAACACCAGGGCAAGAAGCAACACUCAUCCCAGGAAAAGCCACAAGUCCUGACCCCCAGCCCCAGGAAGCAGAAGCUGAACAGAAAGUACAGGUCCCACCAUGACCAGAUGAUCUGCAAGUGCCUCUCCCUGAGCAUAUCCUACUCUGCUACCAUUGGCGGCCUGACCACCAUUAUCGGCACCUCCACCAGCCUUAUCUUCCUGGAACACUUCAACAACCAGUAUCCAGCCGCAGAGGUGGUGAACUUUGGCACCUGGUUCCUCUUCAGCUUCCCCAUAUCCCUCAUCAUGCUGGUGGUCAGCUGGUUCUGGAUGCACUGGCUGUUCCUAGGCUGCAAUUUUAAAGAGACCUGCUCUCUGAGCAAGAAGAAGAAGACCAAAAGGGAACAGUUGUCAGAGAAGAGGAUCCAAGAAGAGUAUGAAAAGCUAGGAGACAUUAGCUACCCUGAAAUGGUGACUGGAUUUUUCUUCAUCCUGAUGACCGUACUGUGGUUUACCCGGGAGCCUGGCUUUGUCCCUGGCUGGGAUUCUUUCUUUGAAAAGAAAGGCUACCGCACUGAUGCCACAGUCUCUGUCUUCCUUGGCUUCCUCCUCUUCCUUAUUCCAGCGAAGAAACCCUGCUUUGGGAAAAAGAAUGAUGGAGAGAACCGGGAGCACUCACUGGGGACCGAACCCAUCAUCACUUGGAAGGACUUCCAGAAGACCAUGCCCUGGGAGAUUGUCAUUCUGGUGGGGGGAGGCUAUGCUCUGGCUUCUGGUAGCAAGAGCUCUGGCCUCUCUACAUGGAUAGGGAACCAGAUGUUGUCCCUGAGCAGCCUCCCGCCAUGGGCUGUCACCCUGCUGGCAUGCAUCCUUGUGUCCAUUGUCACUGAGUUUGUGAGCAACCCAGCAACCAUCACCAUCUUCCUGCCCAUCCUGUGCAGCCUGUCUGAAACGCUGCACAUUAACCCCCUCUACACCCUGAUCCCAGUCACCAUGUGCAUCUCCUUUGCAGUGAUGCUGCCUGUGGGCAAUCCCCCUAAUGCCAUCGUCUUCAGCUAUGGGCACUGCCAGAUCAAAGAUAUGGUGAAAGCUGGCCUGGGAGUCAACGUUAUUGGAUUGGUGAUAGUAAUGGUAGCCAUCAACACCUGGGGAGUUAGCCUCUUCCACCUGGACACUUACCCAGUAUGGGCGAGGGUCAGCAACAUCACUGAUCAAGCCUAAUGCAAGUACACAAACUGGCCCAACCACAGGAGCUGCCAGUACCCAGCAGAAUCUGGACCACAGGCAAAGAAAACCACUGGGACCAGCAGGAGCACACAACCCCAGACCCACGCCAGAGGGCAUCCCUCCAACAGAAGAUUCCACCACCUCAAGUGACCUGCAGGAAUCCUCCAACAACCACAAACACAUGCUUAGCUGUUAGUGUCUUCUUCUCGCCCUCAGCACCACAGCUCAAGAAAACCUAAAGUUUCAAUACAAGCCAUAGGCUCACAGAAAAAGAAAAUAAAAAUUAAGUUAAAAAAAAGAAGACAAAGAAAA